AUGUGGCUACUGGAGAAGCUCCGUAGUUCUGUGGAGAACAGUGGGACACAGUCCCAGCCCCCGCAGACAACAGAGGCCAUUCCUGUCUCUGUUUAUGCCAAUGUCCUCACUCCAGACAAGAUCCCUGAUUUCUUCAUCCCCCCUAAACUUAUCUGUUGUCCACCAGAGGAGUCUCUUACCUCAGAACCUCAGCUCUGCUCCACCCUGCGCCCCUCCUCCUCUGAUCAUGCCAUCUGCAGCCAGAGCCCGAGAGCUAGGAGCAGCAAGAACCCCUGCAGCCCUCGCCUCUUUUCCCGCCUGGGGGGAGACACACGCAGUCUCCAGAAGUCCGCCAACCGUCACAUCAUCCAAAUAGAGAGUGCUGAUGAGCCAGGUAUCGGAUCUGUGGACAGGGUCAGCAUUGAAGUCAACACUAAUGCAGACCCCCAGUCACAGACUGCAAUGUCUCUGCCCUAUGUCCCCAAGGCUCAGACCUCCUAUGGCUUCUCCACCCUGGUGGAGUCUCCUCACACCCGACGCAAGGAGAGCCUGUUCCACAGCGACCCCAGCAGCCCGCUCACCUCCCCAAACUCACAGAGGCGCUCCCAAGGGGGAACUUUACUGGCCCCAGCCGACCCCAACCCCUACCGCUAUUUCAGUGGUGGAGAGAGUGACACCUGCUCCUCAGCAGAGUCAUCCCCGUUUAACUCCCCUCUCCUGUCCCGCUCUGCCUCUCUCCUACGCUCUAUUACCCAGGAGACACAAGCCAAGAUGUCUCGUGCCAAGCGCUCCCUGGCGCGCCACAGUUCUCUCUCCACUGAUGAAUGCAGCUCAGCAGACAACAGCCCCAACAUGCAGCGCCGCCGCAUGCGCUGCCCUCCCUCUCCUGCCUUCCGUCCAUGUAAAGGCAGUGGCUUGAGGGGCACUGCAGCACACCUCCUGCAGCGCGAGCACACUGUCAACCUCCACAAGGGGGGGACACUGAGGCUGAGCACUCACUAUGACCCAGAGGCAGCUCGGCUGCGGGUGCGUGUGCUGGCAGCUGAGGCCCUUUAUGACAGGCAGACAGAUCCUAAAAGCAUUAACUGCUGUGUGGCACUCUACCUGAACCCUGGCAAGCAGCAGAAACAGAGGAGCACCAUCAUCAAGAAUAGCAGGAAUCCGGUAUUCAACGAGGACUUUUUUUUUGACGCACUGCCCCAGGCAAAAGUAAAGAGUCUGGCCAUGAAGAUAAAGGUAGUGAACAAAGGAACCAGUCUGAAGAGAGACGUGCUUCUAGGAGAGAGGGAGGUGCUGCUCAGUGAGCUGAUCGAAGGCCUGUAGGGAGCUCCUGUCAAGACUUCGAUGAAAACCAGCAGAUCCACAUCUCGAGGGCCCUUUCUUCUCUGGCUACCUUUCUUAUCCCCCCUCACAGACCUGAUAAAUAGUGGACAGGCGAAAGCAUGCUGAAGACAAGGGAGUUAUAUCUUGCACACUGUGUUAUGUACAUCACUGGACACAAACCCGAGGACUCUAGAAAUAAAAGUCCCAGUUUAACAAGUUGCCAUCACUAGCUUUUUUUCAGAAGUCAGUCCAGGUCAAACCAUCUCCCGUUAUUUACAUGCUUACCAGUACACUAGCAAUGUGAACAGUGGAUCUGUGGUCCAUGUUUGUGUAAUUUUUGUACUGAAUUACAAAAGGUGUUGCAUCUCUGAUGAGCAUUGUGAUGUGGCACAAUAUCAUAUCAGCUGUGAUGCAAUGAUGAUCCUGUUAAAGCUGGAGCUGUAUUUAUGAAAUAUUGCAGUAGUAUUACAUAUGAGUUUUUGCACGUUACUGUUGAAAUUAAUAAUGCCUCUGUGUACUUGAAAGAAUUUAUAAUUAGGAAUUAGAUUUUAAUUGCUAGUGGAU
Messenger RNA from Xiphias gladius (swordfish), 1866 nucleotides. Its product is annotated as C2 calcium-dependent domain-containing protein 4C-like. The record is from RefSeq and is a predicted model, not a curated record. Bases 1 to 1302 code for a protein of 433 amino acids. Lineage: Eukaryota; Metazoa; Chordata; Actinopteri; Istiophoriformes; Xiphiidae. The transcript has 2 exons.